AUGCAUCGCAUUUUUGCUGAGCUGGAGCCAUCUUUAACGAUCACAGAGCAAAACCUGGCAGACCGAGUUCGGUAUAUCUUGCGCUCAAAUAUAUUUGAUGUCGCCGAACUCGAACGGCUACGGCGUGAGACUGUUCCCUCAUCGGAUGAAAAUGCUACGGCUGAGGAUGCGGCGCCACAAAUUGCAGAGCAACCCGCAAACGUGGAUGCCGCCGUGAAUACCCCAGUUGUGGUUGAUUCAAGCGAUGAUGGAACAGUCGCCCGGGAACUGGAAUUAGAGCAUAUGAGGAGUACAUUGGAAGAGGCAAUUGUGGAAACGCGCAGUACGCCUCUCUAA
This is a messenger RNA of Parnassius apollo (apollo), 336 nucleotides long. NCBI's taxonomy places the organism in Eukaryota, Metazoa, Arthropoda, Insecta, Lepidoptera, Papilionidae. The record is from the annotation of a GenBank genome assembly.